Messenger RNA from Lasiodiplodia theobromae, 582 nucleotides. RefSeq names its product Cyclin PHO80-like protein. The transcript has 2 exons. Bases 1 to 582 code for a protein of 193 amino acids. The record is from RefSeq and is a predicted model, not a curated record. Lineage: Eukaryota; Fungi; Ascomycota; Dothideomycetes; Botryosphaeriales; Botryosphaeriaceae.
AUGUGCUUCGGAAAGCCCGACCACAGCCAGAGCGCCGCUCCCGCCAACCCGAUGUCGCAGAGGCCCUCCGUCGAGCUGCCGCACCAGCACCACCCUGCCCAAGACCCGCCGCAGAACAACCCGCUCUGCUACCACACAGGCCAGAUGAUAAACUUCAUCCUCAGCGCCGGGGAGCCACUAUUCGCUCCCCACCUCCCAGCCGUCCCCGGCGCCCGCGACCGCCUCUGGGACUUCAUUCACCGCAUUAUCGACGUCAUCGACCCGGAGAUUCAGAGCAUCUUCCUCGGGAUGGCGUACUACAAAGCGAUGAUGGAGAGCAAUCGCAUGUAUUACCACGAAUUCGGGCGGCCAGAUUCAUUGCUCGCCACCGCCAUCAUGCUGGCGGAGAAGGUCGUACGGGACGGCCCUCCCUGCAGUCCAGAGUGGGAAUAUGCUACAGGUUUCCGACACCAUGCGCUGGAUGAGCUGGAGAGGGCGUGGUUGAGGGAGAUCGGCCACGAAGCGAUGGGCAGACGUUGGGCGGAGGGGAUGAAGGCGUGGCGUGAUUGCUGGGAAGCCUAUUUGGAGAUGCAGUCAUACUGA